Aspergillus calidoustus is the source of this 1659-nucleotide messenger RNA. The record is from the annotation of a GenBank genome assembly. NCBI's taxonomy places the organism in Eukaryota, Fungi, Ascomycota, Eurotiomycetes, Eurotiales, Aspergillaceae.
AUGCUCAUGCAGCCUCAGUCAACCAGCAAUGUCUCGUCACGCUCUGAAUCAAUACAUGGAAACGACCAGGCUGGUUAUGGCUCUGUUCAUCAACCUUCCUCUGGCGCUACUCCCCCUCAGAGCGAGGAACAAGAGGAGUUUCGUGAUAUAUUCUCUGAGCUUAUGACCGGCACUGAACAUGAAAUGUCUUUCUUGGUGAGAUACUAUGCCGACUCUUUGGCGGCUUGGUACGUUCCCCUCCCCUUAUGUUCGAACACUAAGCUUAUGUUGAAAAGGCUCGAUCUUUCAGACACGGGGAACUUCUUCUCGGCAUAUGUUCCAGUACGGGCUAUAGAUGAGGACUUUCUAAGGAAUGCGAUCGCAGCAUUAUCCGCCAAGCACCUUGCGAAGAUGAAGGGUGUGACUGCUGCGAGUAUCAGUGGAAUGUUCACAUCAGCACCCCAAAUGGAAACAUACCCAAACGCGCAGCAAGUCGACUGGUCUUUAAAGGCAGCCAAUUAUUAUUAUCUUGCCGUGUCACAUAUGAGCUCGUCCAUUUCUGACUACGCGAGUGUAUCGUCGUCAGCUGCACUUGAAUCACCGAUCGCCAUCGCCAAUCAAUGGCUGAGCCUCCAGCUAAAUCAAAUGGAACGUACAACAGACAACACUCUCAGUGAGGCAACCUCCAAGAAAGCCGAGAACUUACUUGCGACCUCUACGAUUCUCACAGUGUAUAAGAUCUUGGACGAGCCCGGAGAAAACUGGCAAUCAUAUCUCACCGGCAUCAAACCGCUGUUUAGCCAGGUCCUUAGCUUUGUUGGCGAAAGUGCCGAAUCAAGAGCGCAGUUUUCCCCUGGUAUUACCGCGGUUUUUUGGAACUUUGCCAGGCUGGACUAUCAAGCGUCGUACUACAACAGGCUACCGACACAUCUUGACCCAGAAGACCUCGUCUUGUGGAGAGCAGCGGGUCUGUCGCUCGACGACCAGGGCAAUGGCUCUUUGAUGUCCAGCACUCACCUUUUCACCCGCGAAGACAUCGCAACAAACGUGCUCACUCGACUCUUGAAUAAACUUACAAACUUCCUUGCGGCCUCGAAGAGAUCUCAACUCGAGCACUGGGUCGGCCGACCAUCCGAGUCCCCCAACCACAGCCCGACAAACCCUUCCUCCCCUAGCAUGCAACCAACAACGGCUACAUGGCUAAAGCUCUCCUUUGAAUUCCAAUCCUGGGUCGAGCGGAUGCCCGAAACAUUCCGCCCCUGCCUACGCCUCGAACGCCCAAAGCCCAUCCCGCCCGACGCCGCACCCAUGCCCUUUCCGGAAAUCUUCUACAGUCUGACUUCCUGCGCCUCGGCAAUGCAACAGUACCACUUUGGCCGACUCGCUCUGUCACUCAAUCGCCCCGUGGAUGAAGUCUCUGGCCCGAGCACCGCGUUUGAUCGGCUGCAGGGGUACCGUGAGCUGACGAAGGAGGUCGACCAUCGCUGUCGAGAGAUCUGUGGUGUUGCACUAGGUCGACCGCGUGGCGCUGCUCGGGUCCAGAUGAUUACCUUACUCUAUGCUGUCGGACAGUGUAUGGAGAAGCCCGAGGAGCGACAGAUUGUUAUCGACUUGUUGCGUGGUAUUGAGGCGGAUUUGGGAUGGUCUACUGCGAUGCAGGUGCAGAAGCUGAAGCGGUAG